AUGGGGGAAAGUUUUGUUUAUUGUCUUCGGAGGAAAAAGGUGCCAUCUUUGCCCUCAAAUGAAGGUUCACCCCGUGCCCAGGAAGCGCAACAUCACGCUGCAGUACGACGUUGCGUCGUUGCUAGCUCAGGCGAACGGCUGCCGGCAAAAGAAGCUGAGCUGAGGAAGGUUUUGGAGCUGCCGUUUCACUCGGACGCCGACGUUUCGAUCGACGAAACCUCUGACUCCUUCAGAUUCACCGCUGCCACCGAUGAUAUCAGCGGUGGCGUCAGGGCCGAUGCUGUCGAGAUCUACCCUGGGGUUACUAAGAUUGUUAUAAGGGGAAACGGUGUUGUUGAUUUGUCGGGAACUGAGUUUGAGCUCGAUUUGUGGCGAUUUCGGCUGCCGGCUUCCACACUGCCCGAGCUCGCCUCUGCCUCUUAUGAAGACGGGGAGCUGGUGGUGACGGUGCCCAAAGGUGCGGCGGCUGAGGAAGACGACGACGACGGUGCUGAGGAGGAUGGCGAUGGGGAUAUGGGAGCUGGGAGUAGGCUUGUUCUUGUACAGUAAAAGGAAAUGACUUUGCCUUUCUUUGUUUCACUUUCAAUAUUAGAGAUUACUCCUUUCAUGUUUGAAAACGCAAUUUCGAUGCGUUUGUGGUUAAUAAGUAGAAAAUUCCCGACGAAAUCUAUCUUCCCCUUAGUUACGAUGGUGCAUAGUUCGUAUUCGUGAUUUACACCAUUUAACAGAAUUAGAUCAAUCAAGAA
Messenger RNA from Sesamum indicum (sesame), 746 nucleotides. The record is from RefSeq and is a predicted model, not a curated record. NCBI's taxonomy places the organism in Eukaryota, Viridiplantae, Streptophyta, Magnoliopsida, Lamiales, Pedaliaceae.